This is a messenger RNA of Harmonia axyridis, 945 nucleotides long. RefSeq lists its product as uncharacterized. NCBI's taxonomy places the organism in Eukaryota, Metazoa, Arthropoda, Insecta, Coleoptera, Coccinellidae. The transcript is spliced from 5 exons. Bases 224 to 799 code for a protein of 191 amino acids. The record is from RefSeq and is a predicted model, not a curated record.
AUACAAUAUUUAUUCCUAUUAAAAAAUAACACUUUCAACAGUUCCUAGUAAAGUGCUAAGUGCACGAAAUAUCGAAUUACUUUCACAGGGUGCUUAGCAUUUUCGAGUCUUUUUUGGAAAUCGGUGCUUAUUGCUCGAAGCACUAUUAUUUAGUGCUCUUCACAGCUCUGUUUUAGGUUCAAUAAUUCCGAACAAUGCUCUCUCUGACUAUGAAAAGCCAAUCAUGGAAAAAAUUGGAUUUUUGCAAUUCUUCAUCAUUGAAAGUCUUAUUCUUAUGGGUGGAAAUGACUGUUCACCCAAAAUUAAUCCAGUUGUGAGGUCAGCUAAAACAGAAGCUAUCGAUUGCAUAGGAAAUUUGUCUAUAUCUGGAUCUUUUUGUGAUUCUUUAGCGAAUGACUGGAUGAAAUGCUUGGAUCCACUAGCAAAAAAGGUAGAGGAAUGCAACCAAAAUAAGGUAUUGAAAGGAGCCAUCGACAUAUCUUUAAAGACAACCCUGUCAGAAGCUGCAUUCAUAUGCAAGUCUGAUACAGCUGACCUUCUAGAAUUGGCCAAUCCAUGUUUCCUGAAAUCAUUGGAAUUAGAAGAGCCUUGUGUGAAUAGAUUCGUCAUGGAUGUUCAAUCUGUAUUCAUAACUCAGGAAAAAUUUAGUAAUGUUUUUUGCAAAUCCUCGGCCGAGCUAGAGAAAUGCCUAACAAGUACAAUUGAAGGUAUGUGCCCAAGGAAUGUUACCGUUAAUACCAUAAGAGGAUUGUACGAAUCUUUAGUAAAGCCUUGCAAUUUUAAGAAAAACACUGUGUAAUUAUAUUUCAAACAUAAACAUACUGUAAAUACUUCGUUGUUAAAUUAAUAAUCUUAAAUGAUAUUAUGUCAUUUUAUUUGAUUAAUUGUUUUUUAGAGUUAUAAAAAUAUAAAGCUGUAAGUAAUUAUCGUAGCACAUGUUUGAUA